AGAGAGCAAAGGGAACAAACUUUUCUCUCUUGGCUGCUUCCAUUUGGACUUUUUCACAUUUCAUCAAAGACGUCAGUGUUGACAGAGCGGACACAAGGGAGGAUCAUUUGUUUGCUUUACUAGUUAAAGAGUUACUUUUCUGUUUUUAUGACCAGCAGAAGUUAUUUAGGUUUGUUGUUCUUUGCAUUUUUAUCUGAUUAUUGCUUCACUGUCUGAGCUUUGAAGAAGGCGUGACCACACAUCUGAAAUCCCUCCAAACUUAGCUGCAGCUCUCUCCAGCUCAUGGGAGUGUGAAACUGGACUGAGACACACACACACACACACACACACUCAUACACACAUAUACACACACACACCUGUUGUUGCUGAGGAUUCCCCAAGAGCGCAGUCAUGGGCAUCUGCGUCACUAUUGCUUGAGGGAAUCUGUGCGUCCGUGCAGCUGUUAUCUGGUGGUAGCCUCGGCGAAUGUUACAGUAGAAGUUGACCUGCCAGUCCACAGAAGAGGGGGGAGAUGUCAUCCUACUACCCGCGCACCAAGGACCUGACUCGCACCAGGAAGUCACUGACAGAGUCACCGCCGUCCUCUCCGUCCCCUACAGACAAAAACUACAGACAUGACAGACUGUCAAGAUAUGACUCCAGUGGGGAGAGUGCGACAGACAAACCACUGGGCCGCACCAGCUCUUACACUCGGAGAGAGACAAGGCUGGCUGCUCUGAACAGACAGGAGCAAGACUCCACUACCAAAGACUAUAAGAAGAUGUAUGCAGAAGCUUUGCAUGAGAACGAGAAGCUAAAGUCCAGGUUGCAGGACAGCAAACAUGAACUGGCCAAGAUUCGGUCCCAGCUAGAGAAAGUCACCCAGAGGCACGACAGAAUAUCAGAGAGAUCUUCAGUACUUGAGUCGGAGAAAAGGGAAAAACAAGCUCUUGAGAAAAGAGUGUCAAACAUGGAGGAUGAGUUAAAGCAGGAUGCCCCACUGCGGUUCCGCUGUGGGUACCAGCCCUGAGAGCAGGUUGUCUCAGGGGAGGGGGGAUGAUCCUAACAGAGCUCAAGUCAGACAACCAGAGGCUCAAGGAUGAGAACGGGGCUCUCAUCCGAGUCAUCAGCAAACUGUCCAAAUGAAAAAGAUGUCUGAAGCUCCUGUUCUGUGUCUGUGGACUCUCCAACCCUGAUAUGGCAGUUUAAUUAUCCAUGAUGUCCCAAGUUGUGACUCCUCUCUGAGUUAUGGUGAUGGCUGCUUUGCAGAAAUAAAUUCCAGUUGGGGACGUGUGAGGAUCCAAAGAGAAGAGUCAAAUUUCACUGUGUGCUAUGAUGGGAGUUACAACAAGUGUUGCUACAUGAUUAGUUAUUGUUAUUUUGUAAUACCAGUAUUUCACUUUAAUCAAAUAGGGACCAGUCGUACUGUUUUGAGCGACCUUUUUAAGGCCCACUUCAAACUGAUCCAGGGGUUUGCAUGAAGGUACUGUUCAUAAUAUUAUACCCACACAUCACAUUAAGUUUGUUGCUACAUAAUGCACUGCAGAAAACUAUUUUAAUGUUGUCUUAAUUGUGAAAGAAGAGAGAAAGGGCCUCAAUAUUCACUUUAGAAUGGAGAUAUAUUAUGUUUUAUGAUUUCAAUCAGAAUUUAUCACCACACAGGUUAAAUGACGCCCAGCCAAGCGACAAACAGGCAGUCUGGUUCCAGAGGUAAACACUAGAUAUUGAUAUCAAGUAGGGCUGGGUUAUGGUAUCAACCGAAAUAAGUCAGAACUACAUAGUAUCGUAAAGCUUCCAGUCAACCGAUACAUGCAUUUGAUCCUUUUCGUGCCAAUGGUCUGAUCCCGAACCAGUCUUGACUCCCUCCUGGAUCAGCAAACUUUCUGUUGCUGCCAUCUCCGGAGCCGCUCUCCUGCUAGCGAACAGUCAGUUGAAUGUCUGCCAGGUUAGAAUGAGCUAACACAGCAGCAGCGGCUUACAACCAAUACUGAGCUGUUAAAUGCCCCCACCAAACUCACUCCGAGACCGAAAUGGCUUGACUCUAUCAUUAAACCCAUUGAUAACUGUGAGGUAACGAUGCUAACAGUUAGCCCCGUCACUGGUCCCCAGCAGCUACAACCCAUACAUCUGUGGUCUGGUGAAGUCGAGCACAGUGUAUUUCAUGGCGUUGGCAGUUCAGCGGGCCAAGAUGACACGAAAAUGUUUGAAAGUAUGGCUAUGCCUCUCUGCUCAGAACUCUGUUGGUAUCAUUUUAUGGGUUCUGGUAUCAUAAUGUUUCAAACAAUACCUACCCAGCCCUAAUACGAAUCCACCAAGGCACCUCAGUAGCAACAACCAUCGAAGCCAGCACAGAAGUGCUGAAAGACGCACUUUUCUGACGGCAAAUAGACUAAGAAUGUAUUGACAUUAAAGAGAAACUUCUCUCAUACAUUUUUAUAUGAGCUGUGAUGUAAAACGUAUCAUUUUGAACAUUUUUACUCUAUGAUAAAGAUAUUAAGGCUCAAUAAGACGUUAACUUCCCUUUAGCAAACCUGUAACCCAUUUCAAAUUGCUAGAAUACAUUUUUUAUGACAUUUUGAUAAUUAGAUUUUAUGAUAAACCCCACUGCAUUUAGUAUUUGAAUGCGACCGUAUGCUUGCCCUGACAGGCAAAGUACGGAGUAUAUGCACUUUGUAUAGAGUGGAUAGUGCUGAUCUUUCAUCACUAGCAGCACUUUAUUAUCUUCAGACUGGUUUCAGUUAUUAUGAUAAUGUAAUUUAGUGUUUGCCAGAUUAUGUUCAUUAGUUCUUUGUGUGGUUUCAGUAGCCAUUUUUAAUUAGUUUUUUUCCCUUUUAUAGAGGAUUUUUUAUCCAGUGGCUUCAAAACAGCAUAUCGGCUACACAGAGACAGUCCAAGUGUGUGUGAUAGAAAGUGUCCUAUGUUCUGUAAUAGAGAUAUAUUUAUUUAUUUAUGCAUUUCUUAGUUCUAAUCUUUCUACGUUUGUUUACUAGAUGUUCUUUCAAAGGAAUACACUGAUUAUUUUGGUUGACCUCUGGGUCAUCUUACUGUUUGGUGAUGAAGAUAAACACCAAAAUAAUCCUCUGGUAGAUGUACUGUAAAUCAUUUCUGACAUUCUAACCUCCACAGUGUUGUAUGACUUUAAAGGGUACAGUUAACCACAUCAUGAAAAAUACAUGUUUUUAAUUUUACCUUUAGUGCCAUUCAGUCUAGACUGUUGGUGUGAGUUGCUGAAUGUUGGACAUAUCUCCUGAAGAGAUGUCUGCCUCCUCUCGAAUGGAACUGGAUGGCACUCAGCUUGUGGUCCCCAAAGCACCAAAAAUUUUGAGAUACAUUUGAGAAACUUGACAGCAAUGUCUCUUUCCAGAAAUCAUGACCCGGUUACUCAAGAUAAUCCACACACCUUGUUGUGAGCUGUUUUAAGUAGGAACUAUUUUCUUGCUCCCGAACUACACCCGCCACCUGUAUCAAAGUGCAGAAGGAAGAGUGCAUCUACUGAUAGCUCACCUAGCACCACUGAGCUAGCUAAUGUUAUAGCUCAGCUACAGAGGAUGCCAUUAAUGUUUACAUCUCGUUAUGUCAUGAGCACAAAUGUCUUGUCUGUGAGUCCGUCCUUCUGCACGGCGAUACAGUUGGCAGGUGUAGCUCAGUAGAAAGGAAACAGUUUAUUAUGUACACCUGGCUACAGCUUACACAAUCCAAUUCUACAGCCCUGUAAAAAUCCUAACUUUAUGAAGCUUUUGUUCUGGUAAUUUUGGCCAUAUUUACUGGUGCUACUUCUGUUGCAUGUUAUUAACAUUUUCUUUAAUAUUUGGGGUCUAUAAAAUGAUUGACAAAUAUAGUGCUGCAGGUAUGACAUUUCUUUUUGGAGGCUGAUGCAGAAGUUAGCGUUGCCCUGGUUCCCUCGUCAGAAAGCCUAUCAGAUUUUUCCAUUGGAUUUUUAGUAUUGCACAAAAUAAACCCUGUGGCAAACACAUAUUUAUGCUACUUAAAUAUUUUGUUCAGCUAGAUUAUCUUCACAAAUGAGCAAAGCGUUGGAGUGCUAACAGUGGAUCUUUCUGUAGUCACAGUACAGACCUGUGCACAUUACUUCCAAAACUGAGCAAGGCACUAUUUGAUGGUGUAAUCAAUGGCUAUUCAGCGAAAUAUACCAUAGCCCCGUGUUAUUGCAAUGGAUAGUAUUACAGCAUUAAAGUGUUUAUUGAAUCGUUGAUGUCUUUAAUCUCCAUUAAAGCUGCAGCACAUUUGAUGAAGUGAAGGGUUUAUAACUUCCUGUGGAAUGCUGUGGAUUUCUUCAUAGAGAGAAAAGCAUUAACAGUAGCUACAUGCAUAUCAGAGAGGGAAUCAAACUACAGGAUGCAGGAUACCAUGAUGACGCUCUGUAGUCUCAUACAGCCACUUUUUAACAGCCGCGUAAUUUGCAACACAUAAAAGCUUCAAAAUUUAACCACAGACCUUAUGUCAAGCACCUAAGCAAAGACUUAUUGACUUUAAGACGAGGAAAGCGGGGGUGCUAAAAUGCUAACUCAUUUCCAGGGCUUAGGACUCAUUCCUCCAGAAAUUCUACUACUUUACAUGAGAAAUAUGAAUAAAACCACCACAGAGGCUGCUGCCUUGUAGUGGUUCUUCUGAGACUACAUGGUGUGCAUCACCUCCACUAUACUCCAAAGGAAUAUAGAGAAAAGGCAGAUAAAGCCAUUCCUGCUGCAAAACAGUGUGUUAUUUAUGUAUCUUAUCAUAUCUAAUACAGACUCAGCCUCACAUUUUCAUUAAUAUUCCUCUACCUGUAGCGCGAUGAAUGAUGCGCCUGAGACAUGAAUGAUUUCAGUGUCUGUCUUCUCUUCACUUUAACAGAUGAGUUGACCAAUGUCCCCAGUGUUUGAUGUAUUCCUUUAAAAACAUGAUGGUUUUGGCGUCCAACCAGGGCAGCGUGCUGUAACACCAGUGUUAUCUUUGGUCACUUUUACUUUAAACUACAAAUAAGAUACAGCUGUUUACAUACUGGCUGUAGGUAUAUUGAACUAUGCAGUGUAUUGUAUUGAUGAUGUUUGUAAUGUGUUGAUGAUAGCUUAAUAUACGCACAUUGGUUUACUCACUUUGCUUAAUAAACUGUAAAGGAAUGGAAA
Molecule: messenger RNA, 5102 nt
Organism: Epinephelus lanceolatus (giant grouper)
Lineage: Eukaryota; Metazoa; Chordata; Actinopteri; Perciformes; Serranidae
Source: RefSeq, a predicted model, not a curated record